AUGGAAAGUGGUCGGCCGAGAAAUUCAAUUUCUAUGGACAAUAAUGAGUUUGCUAGAACUAGUAAUAACAAUGGGAAGAAGAAGAUGAUGCAUAGAGAAAUUGAGAGACAAAGAAGGCAAGAAAUGGCAACCCUUUAUGCAUCCCUUCGAGCUUUCCUUCCUCUUGAAUUUAUCAAGGGAAAGCGUUCGAUAUCGGAUCAUAUGAACCAGGCUGUGAAUUAUAUAAAAUACCUCCAAAAGAAGAUCAAAGAACUCAGUGCCAAGAAAGAUAGGUUAAGGAAACUUUCCAAUUUAGGUGUUGUUGCCUCAGCAAGUGGAAGUUCUAAGAAAUAUUCUGCAAGUUCAGUAGCUCUCCAGGCAUAUCCAGGCGGUAUUGAGAUUAUAUUUGAUAGUGAUUUGAAGGGGAGAGAUUUGCCCCUAUCAAGAGUAUUGCAAGUGUUGCUUGAAGAAGGAAUUUCCGUUGUUAAUUGUGUUUCCACCAAAGUAAAUGAAAGAUUAUUUCACACUGUCCAAACUCAGGAGCUGAAUUCACUGGUUGGCUAUGCUGUCCUUGAUCUUUCCUCCGUGAAGUACUACACCAUACAGCAUGCAAAGGCUGACUACAGCGUUUUUAAUUGGACUAUUCAAAUCAUUGAUUCGGUUAACUUGAUCGAACCGAUCAUAAACCGUUUAAAAUCCAACCAUGUUUUUAAAUUUGGCCUUUUUAUCGAGUAA
Dovyalis caffra is the source of this 714-nucleotide messenger RNA. The record is from the annotation of a GenBank genome assembly. Lineage: Eukaryota; Viridiplantae; Streptophyta; Magnoliopsida; Malpighiales; Salicaceae.